AUGCGGGUUGCUGAUCGAUCGAAGCCCGUAGCAGCUCCGGCGAAUUCAGCUCGCGUUGGCAGGCUGGCGCGCUCACGUGACUGCGUGAGUGACCUCGUCACCGUGGGAAAAGGAUUUCAUUUCGAGGGCGCCCGAAGCCACAGUUCAGCGGGGGUCCAGAGCGCUCGGACGGGCCGAGCCCGGUGUGAAUUCACGCGCGGGCUAGACUCGGAGCUCAUACUCGGCGAGCGCAUCGCGAGGUCGCGGUCGGAGCGGAGAGAGAAGGGAGCGCGAACGGAGAGGGCGGUCGCCAUGGGAGCACCGGCAGGCGGCGGCGGCGGUGGUCGCGGCGGUGGUCGCGGCGGGGGCCGGGGCCGGGGCCGGGGCCGAGGCGGCGGCGGCGGGAAGGGCGGCAGGGGCGGCAAGAAAGUCUCCACAAAGAACCAGAUGAGGAACAUCCAACGCCUGCUCAAGCGCGAGGGCCUGCCGGAGAAGCUGCGCCUCGAGAAGCAGCGCGAGCUCGAGAAGCUGGAGGGCAUCUUCAAGGAGAACAAGCAGGCGGAGAGAGAGCGGAAGAUGGCGGUCAAGUACCACAAGGUCAAGUUCUUCGAGCGCGUCAAGCUCACGCGAGCGAUCGAGAAGCUCGAGAAGGCCAACCCGGACGAGCGGCGGCGACCGGACGCGGUGACGAGGGAGCUCGAGUCGCUGCGGGACGACCUGCACUACGUGACCAACUUUCCAAAGGGGUACAAGUACGUGUCGGUGCUCAAGGGAGACGCGGAGGACGACGCCAUCAAGCGCAAGCGGGAGAAGCUGAGGCAAAUCAUCAAGGAGCGCGGGCUGGCGGACGCCGCGCUGGCGGAGGCGAACGAGGGCGGGACGGACGUCGCGGCGGCUGCCGCCGCUAAGAAGGAUGACGGAAAGGAGAAGGAUGACUUCUUCAUGGAAAGCGACUCAGACUCGGACUCGGACUCGGGCUCGGACUGA
This is a messenger RNA of Micromonas commoda, 966 nucleotides long. RefSeq lists its product with no specific name. Lineage: Eukaryota; Viridiplantae; Chlorophyta; Mamiellophyceae; Mamiellales; Mamiellaceae. Gene Ontology annotation, cellular component: preribosome, small subunit precursor; nucleolus. Gene Ontology annotation, biological process: maturation of SSU-rRNA from tricistronic rRNA transcript (SSU-rRNA, 5.8S rRNA, LSU-rRNA). Bases 1 to 966 code for a protein of 321 amino acids. The record is from RefSeq and is a predicted model, not a curated record. The transcript has a single exon.